UCUGCAUCUAAAUGCCUUAUCAUUUCUUCCGUUUCUAUUCUUUUCACAUCUUCUCCUCUUUUUGGCACCUAAAGUCGCUCGCAUCGCCUAGCUUACCUACACUGUGAUUUUUAGAGUCCUCAUCAUCAACUCACAGCUUCCUGAUAACGACGAGUUGCUACUUUUGGAACUACAUCGAAGAAUUAUUCAAUUCAGAAAAUUGGAGUUUGCUGACAAGUCAUUCCUUUUUUUUCCCUACUUGCGAACAUGUCUCUUAGCAUCGAUAUUCGGAGCAGUCAGACGCGUACGGAGCUCGCAUCAAAUACCGAUAGCGUCAAAACGACGGUAGAUCAAAAAGAACCCUCAAAUAUCCAAUCCGUCGACCACACAAUAAUCAAGGAAUGGAAAAAGCGCCGAAAAGACGAGGGGCCUUCCAAAAUCCGGUUGCAUGAUCAAGCUUACGAUCUCUUCAAAUACCUUAGAACGGCUUUGGAAGCUGCAGCUAGACAUGAAGAGUUACCAAGGGUCAUUUCAGAGAUCAAAAUUUUCUUAAAAGACGAAAAAAAAACACAUGAAAUAGAUGAUUGUAUACGUUGGUUGGUCCUCGACAGGGCUGUGCAGCAAUGUGAACUGGGCGCCGAUGAUUGUGGUUUCUCAGCAGUUCGGACAGAAGCUGCAAAAGAGGAUAUCGGUAAUGAAAAAAAUAUCUGCAUUAUUAUUAUUCGAAUCAUCAUUGAAGUUUCGCCGCAUCUGUCGUUCAUCAAUCUUUACACUCCUCAUACGACUUCUAAGCAGUUUCCAGUUUCGGAAUGGAAACCUCUCACGAGAAAUUGUCAUUUUGACAAAGUUCAUUCACGCAGUGAAAAGGGCAAUUCUAAAAGCACUCCUCUACAUAUAGCUGCUGCAAAUGGUAACGGCAAGGCAAUAAAGCAUAUGAUUCAUGAAGGACGACAUUUCCAGCCUGAUAUAUUACUUCAUAUUUUGAAACUGAAAAACCCAGAUUCAACAUCUGAAAAGACUCCUCUGUCUCUUGCUGCUACUGCUCAAGCCGGAGAUCUAGGAGGCCUGCAUGCACUUUUGGGAUUCAAUACUGGUAUAGCAGAUAAGCCAGAUACAACAUUCACAGAUGCCUUGAAAAAAGGCAGAGGAAAUGUCGUAGAAGUAUUCCUGCAACAACCUGAACGCAGAAAGAAAUUCGCCAACACCAACAAUAUUCUCUCAGCAAUUCAGCCUCUAGAGAAUAUUGACAAAAUCACGAAUCAAGACACGGAUGAAGACGCAAAUCAAGAUACAAGGUCCACGGAAAGGCGUACAAAACAAGUGGAUGUCAUCAAUACUCUGAUCAAAGCCGCUGAUCCGCAGAGUAGAACUAAUGAGAAAGUUGUGGAGAAAAUAAUUCAGCUCGAUCUAGAGGAAGUCUGGAGCAAGAAUGAAUCCAUUUUCAAGUCUGACACAUCUGGGCUCCUUCAUCUUGCUGUCCAGCACCAAAAAAUUGGAUUUGUGAAGAAAUUUUUGCAAUACGAUGAUGAGUCGAUCACUACUCGAAGCCAUAAUCACUAUCCACUCUGGCAUAAUAACAAUAUUAUGGAGAAUUCUAUGUCUAUUCGUCGGGUUUUGAAAGAUGAAGCAAGCAAAGUCACUCAAAGAGAAAUUCGCGAUCUCAUAGUCGCAGCGACGAUUAAGAGCAAAAGAGUAAAUAAAAUGCAAGACCUGCUUGAGAUUUUCCAGCUGUCUGACGUCAAUGAACUGUGUUUUGAUCUCUCACGGUUUAAUUCCAAGGCUUACAGCGUAUCGGACUUUGUUCGUUCGCUCAUCCGUCAUCAAGACUAUGCAAAUCUACUGUCUUAUGAAGAGACGCUUAAAUAUGCUGCGUUUCCGGCCCUGGAUCUCCAAGUCGACAAGAGAGAGAGAUUUGGCGAUAACAUUCAAUUCGAACAUAGUGAAAUCUUCGACGUUCUCGAUUGGCUAAAAAAGGAAAAGAAAGUUACCGAUAUUAUCGAACUGACAGUUUUAGAUAGGCUUGUGAAUCCUCAUGAUGAGGUCAGUAUAGGCAUAUAUGUUAAAAAGUUUAAUGUGGAAGUUCUCAACUGGAGAAUACUGGACCUCUCUAUAUCGGUUUUCAAAAAUUCGGAACCCAGUGAAAAUAAUGCACUGCAACAAAUCAGAGAACUUCAUCUUUAUACCAGCGGCAAACGAGCAGUAAUCAGUCAUUGGUUAAGCGAAGAUGGGAUUUGCUCACUUACGAAUCUUACAACGCUUGAAAUAUAUGUUAUACAGGAAUUGGCGACUCGAGAUAGAUGCCGCGCCAUCGUCGCUUUUAUCGAAAGCGAAUUUAGCAGACUGAGCGAAGAAAUAAACGAGAAACGAGAAAAACUGCGCUUGGAGAAUACUCAGAACACUUCGAAUUCCCAGGACACUCAAGAUGCCGAUGACAUUUGGAAGCUCACAGUCGGUGUCAGUAUCCGGCCGUGGAAUCCAACAGAGGAAAGAGAAGCCGAUUUGGGAGAGAUAGCUGAACGUGCUGUGCCGAAGCUAUCUCGUUUUAUCAAAGGUUACCGAACCUAUGUGCGUGAUAUUACUAAAGAAGACCAAACCCAUGCGCGCGACAUUACUAAAGAAGACCAAACCCAUGCGCCUGAUAUUAAUAAAGAAGGCUCUGCAAAAUUCCGCCCAAUCCGAGUUGCUGUGAUCGAUAAUGGGAUUUUAAGCAUUUCUCCAUCAGUUGAAGCCCCUUCAGUUGCCUCAAAGGCUAUUAAUGUUUCUGAAUACUCAUCUGCUCUUAAUGUUUCGGAUUCUUCUUAUAAAAAGAACACUACUUCAAAUGGAUACCGGAUUGAGAAAGACGGCGAAUACAAGACUUUGUGGUCACGCAUCAAGAAAGGCCGAUCUUUCGUGGAUGACGAAUCUCGCGUUAGUUCUUGGCUGUUUGCGUCUGACCCACAUGGCACCCAGAUGGCAAAUCUAAUAUGUGCCAUUGAUCCUUGUUGUGAUCUUUACGUGGCCAAGGUCGCUGAAGGGAGAUCUGGAAUCAUCCCAGCGCGAGUUGAACGAGCUGUUAGGUGGGCAAUAAGCCAAGAUGUCGAUAUCAUUUCCAUGAGUUUUGCCAUUUUAGAGGGAACAAUUGGUUUAUCCAAUGCUUGCGCCGACGCCAUAAACAAAGGUAUUAUUAUACUCUGUAGCACCCCUGACGAAGGCUUAAACACCGAGAAGAGCUGUAUAUCAGGCUACAGUGAUACGAUAACCAUCACAGCUUGUGAUGAAUUUGGGAUAGUGAGUCCAAAUGCGCCGUCAUACUUUCAGUAUGCAAUUCGAGGUAUCGACGUGGCUGCGGGCACGGUCCCUUUUCUUGAGUCAAAGGAUUACAUAUCAGGAAGCUCAGUUUCCACAGCUAUCGCCGCGGGAUUGAGCUCACUAAUUUUAGCCUGUGAUCGACUGGCUAAGGAACGCAAAAAUUAUGAACGAGGUGACAGAGCUAGAAUUGUUAAACAUCAUUUUGGGAAAAUGGUUGCAUCAAACAAGAAAUACAUCAUGUUGGAAAGGUUUGCAGAGAUUGACAAGAAGAUAAAGGAUGGCAGAUAUAUCAACGCCAAAGACAUCAUAGAAGGAUUUUUUUUGGGAGAGAAGUAUGCGGAAUAAGUAAGAGCGCGAUUUUUAAAUAAUUUUAUGUGUUAGGUAUCUCCAAACUCAAACUUCCAUGUUAGUAUAAUUUUCCCUGUGAAUACUCGC
This is a messenger RNA of Trichoderma asperellum CBS 433.97, 3705 nucleotides long. The record is from RefSeq and is a predicted model, not a curated record. Lineage: Eukaryota; Fungi; Ascomycota; Sordariomycetes; Hypocreales; Hypocreaceae.